UAUGUUUAUUUUUGUGAUUUACUGAUUUAUCUGUGGUGUUUUUUUUUUUUUUUUUUGGUCAAGUAGUGAACUAAAGAGAGAAGAAUGUUUGAAGAAAAAGAGAGAUUUUGCAUGGAAAUAUGUGGCUGAUAAUCAACUUGGAUAAUCUCAUAGAAAUUAUGUGCUAUGCAAAUUUUGUGGUCAAAGAUGUACGGGAGGCGUGACUCGCCUAAAGCAUCAUUUGGUCGGAACCCACAAUGGGAUAAAGCCGUGCCCAAAAGUGAUGGAAGAAGCCAAGGAGGAGUGUAGAAAGGCUUUAAAGGAAUAUCAUGAUGGAAAAAAUAAAAGAAAUGAGGUGUUUCGAGAUAUUGGGAGAGGGGGAUCGACAUAUCUUUCUGGUUCUGGCUCUGCAAGUGAUAGCACUAGUGUGGGUAAUGAUGUUUUCAUUGGCAGCCAACUUGGUAGUGGAUCUUCUGGUAAUCAACCAAUGGCAAGAGCAAGGGGUCCUAUGGAUCAAUUUGUUAGCAGUGAGCAACGUCAAUCCACAUUGAAUUCAAGGUGGAAGAAGGAAAAAAGAAAAGAAGUAUGCAGGGUGAUUGGAAGAUUUUUUUUUGGGAAUGCUUUGUCAUUCAACCUGUGUAAUAGCCCAUACUUUUCAACAUUGUUUGAGGCUUGGCAAGUUUGGACCGGGAUUGAAGCCAUCAUCCAUGCAUGAGAUGAGAACAUGGAUACUAAAAGAGGAGGUUGCUAAUACUGAUAGUUUAAUGAAAGCAUACAAAGCUUCCUGGAAAACUUAUGGAUGUUCAAUUAUGUCUGAUGGUUGGACGGAUGGAAAGAAUAGAAGCAUUAUUAAUUUUUUGAUUAAUUCUCCGAUCGGAACAAUGUUUUACAAGUCUAUUGAUGCUUCAGAUUCAAUAAAAGAUGGGAAUUUGUUAUUCAAAUAUCUUGAUGAAAUUGUGGAAGAAAUUGGGGAAGAAAAUGUGGUCCAGGUUAUCACGGAUAACCAUUCAAGCUAUGUGAGUGCUGGGAAGAAGUUGAUGGAUAAGAGGAAAAGGAUAUAUUGGACUCCGUGUGCUGCACAUUGCAUAGAUCUGAUGUUGGAGGAUAUUGGAAAAAUGAAAAUAUAUUUUGAAACGCUUGAAAAGGUAAGGACAGUGACGAAGUUUAUUUAUGGGCAUGGAAUUGUAUUGAGCAUGAUGAGAAGCUUCACGAAUAACCAUGAGCUUCUACGGCCGGUAGUAACACGCUUUGCAACAUCAUACCUCACCGUUCGAAGUGUUUACAAGCAAAAGAAUGGUCUUAUAGCCAUGUCUGCAUCGGAACAAUGGUGCUCAUGUUCUUGGGCAAAAAAACCUAAAGGAAUAAAGGUACGGGCUAUUAUAGUGUUUGAUCCGAAGUUUUGGCCUCAUGUUGCCUUAUGUGUUAAGAGCACCAUGCCAUUGGUAAGCAUUUUAAGAGAAGUAGAUUCGGAAGAGAGGCCAGCAAUGGGGUUCAUUUAUGAAUUGAUGGACUUAGCGAAGGAGAAAAUUGCAUUUAAUUGCAAUGAUGUAAAAAAGAGAUAUGUUCCAAUUUGGAACAAAAUAGAUGAAAGAUGGACUCCUCAGCUUCAUCGUCCUCUACAUGCAGCCGGGUACUAUCUGAAUCCUCAAAUACGGUACUCAGAUAAGUUCUCUACACACCUUGAGAUAAAAAGGGGGUUGUUUGAAUGCAUGGAUAGGAUGAUCCCCCGUGAAGAGCAUGCUGAUGCUGAUAUUCAGUUGGAUGAAUAUGACAAGAGAAGAGGAGAUUUUGGCUCUCUCCUUGCACUCGAAACCAUGAGAAAGCGUUCCCCAGGUAAUUUAUAAUUUUAUAUUUUGAUAUUUUCAUUGUUAUGUAAAUUAUAUUUUUAUAAUUGGUGAAAGUAUUUAAUUAAUUUAUAAAUUAUAACUAAUUUAUGUAGCUGAUUGGUGGGAACGCUUUGGAGAUAGAACUCCACAACUUACGAAGUUUGUAGUACGAGUUUUAAGCCUCACAUGCAGUGCUUCUGGCUGUGAGAGAAAUUGGAGUACUUUUGAGCAGGUGACUUUUGUACCAUUCAAUAUUCUAAAUUGGCUAAUUUUUAUUUAGUAGAUUAGCAAGUCUUUGAUAAUUGACUGACAUAGAUCAUCACAUGAUCAGAUCCACACAAAGAAGAGAAAUCGGCUAGAGCAACAAAAACUCAACUCUCUAGUAUAUGUGAUGUAUAAUAUGAAAUUGAGAGAAAGAAGCAUGAAGAGAAGGGCGGCAAUGGAUUCAAUAUUGGUGGACCACAUUGAAUCAGAUGAUGAAUGGAUUGCUGAGAAAGAAGGCCCUGUUCUCCCAACUGAUCCAUCGUGGCUCGAAGAUCAAAAUAUGGCCUUUGAUAUUAGUGUCAUUACAACUAUUCCGGAGUCUGAUGAUCCAGUUGACAACAAUGCACCAUCAACAUCUAAUAUUUCUGAAGGAGAUUGCCCCCCACCUUCCUCAAGGAAAAGGAAGGCAACUACUUUAAGUGGUCCCAUGGGAAGAUUUCUUACUCCUAUAAGAGAGGAAGGAGAUAUAGGAACGAGUGUUCAUGGUGUGGAUGAUGUACAUGCAGAUAUAGAUGCUGAUGCUAAUGAUGAAAGGCCUAGACAUGGUGACGAAGUGAAU
Messenger RNA from Magnolia sinica, 2628 nucleotides. RefSeq lists its product as uncharacterized. The record is from RefSeq and is a predicted model, not a curated record. The coding region runs from base 597 to 1823 and encodes 408 amino acids. NCBI's taxonomy places the organism in Eukaryota, Viridiplantae, Streptophyta, Magnoliopsida, Magnoliales, Magnoliaceae. The transcript is spliced from 2 exons.